This is a messenger RNA of Colossoma macropomum (tambaqui), 1523 nucleotides long. It is a transcript of the gene mrpl37, whose product is annotated as mitochondrial ribosomal protein L37. Gene Ontology annotation, molecular function: structural constituent of ribosome. The record is from RefSeq and is a predicted model, not a curated record. Bases 177 to 1424 code for a protein of 415 amino acids. Gene Ontology annotation, cellular component: mitochondrion; ribosome. The transcript is spliced from 7 exons. NCBI's taxonomy places the organism in Eukaryota, Metazoa, Chordata, Actinopteri, Characiformes, Serrasalmidae. Gene Ontology annotation, biological process: translation.
GCCCCGCUGUUUCUGUAGCGUCACUCUGAGAGGAAGAACGACCCCACGUGUCUGAGGAACAUGGCUGCCUCCUGAAGGAAAAUGACAAUAAAUGUCAAAGCGGACUGUUUAUUCUGUUUACUCCUUAAAACCCCACAGGUUUAGCUUUUCGAAGCUGCACUCAGACGCUCUGUAAAAUGCUCAAGGCAGCUGUUAGUAGCCCGGUGUGUCCUGUAGUGAGGGACCUGAGGGUGCUCGUGCCCCGCUGUCUGUCUCUCAGUGCGGCUCUGUGUGCUCGAGCUCCGCGCCCGAAGCCCCGGGAUGUGCCGCAGAUCGCCGGGCUGGAACGGAUCUCCUACGCCGAGCGGAUGCACUAUGUGCCCGGGCUGGCUAAGCCGGAGCUGCCGCCGUGGGAGCGGGGCUGGAAGGACCCGAGACAGAACCGGUCACCCAAACCUGAGCAGAUGAAGCUCUACAGAGAGAAACCCUGCCACAUCUACACCCAGACGACCAACGCACUGGAGGGUGUCAGACAGGCUCUGUGGCUCACUAAAGCCAAACUCGUCGCAGGCUUACCUGAGCAGAUCGUGUCAUUAGCGGAAGAUUCAGCCAAUCAGAUCAUCGAACAGGAUGAGCGAGUGCAGAACGCCAUCAGACACGCCCGCUUCUGGGACACCACGGAAAACCGGCCUUCCAGGGAGAGGUUUUGUCCGUCUCUCCUGAACAACCUGCUGCACCUGUGUGGAGGGCUGCAGGUCACUCAUCCUGGCCUGGCCAGGAGGAUGCUGGCAGAUAAAUACAGCCUGGCAGCCAGCUGGAGCAGAGGUGAGGAUUUGUUUCAGAUCCGCGGUCAGAACGGGCUACUUUUAAACAGCAUGACCCCGCUGCCUGUGGUGGCUGGACAGGAGGAGGUCCAGUCAACAGCUGAACACGUCCUGGAGACCUUCUACCCCAUCUCCCCCACCAUCGACCUGCAGUGCACUCACGUCUACGACCAGAAGAACGCCACAGGUUUCAGAGAGGACUAUGCGUACCCUCACGCUCACACUCUGUAUGUGAUGGAGGCUGGAAACACUCCUAAGCUCUACCCCGAGCAGCUCCGGGCUAAGAUGAUCAUGUUCACUUUUGGGAACGCUCUAGCACGCGCCCGAGCCCUUUAUGGGAAUGAGUCCAAGGUCCUGGAGAAGCCCAUCGUAGUGCAGAGUGUGGCCACUAACGGCCGUCUCUUCCAGUUUGUGGUUUUCCAGCUCAACACCACGGCACUGGAGUCCGACAGUGGAGUGAAGAACCUGGUGUGGGUGGACGCCGACCAGCCGCUCUACGAAUUCGCCAAGGUCCGGCCUCUCAUCAGGAAGAAGGUUGUGCAGGUUCCUGCUGGUUUAUCAGGAUAUCAGCCUGACACCUUCAAGAAAUUCCUGGCUCUCUACCUCCAUGGAGCAGUAUGAACAUCCAGAAAACCAACAACAGCCUUUUCACAUCAUCAUGUAAUAUUUUACACCUUAUACCUUUCCUUAAUGGGAAACAAUAAAAAUAAAAAAUCCUCA